Leptinotarsa decemlineata (Colorado potato beetle) is the source of this 1470-nucleotide messenger RNA. RefSeq lists its product as uncharacterized. The record is from RefSeq and is a predicted model, not a curated record. Lineage: Eukaryota; Metazoa; Arthropoda; Insecta; Coleoptera; Chrysomelidae.
AAACCUGAGAUUUGUGGGAGAAACUUUGUUUCAUCCAUAAAACUUUGGUUUUUAUCAUGUUUAAAUAUAUGGUUUUCUUAUUCGCUGUUUUGAAUGUGAAUUGCCAAAUUUGAUAAAACUAAAAUGAGGUUAUAGUGGUUAGAGUUAGAGAGUAGAAUAUUUUCGAGACUUGAACUUUCUGUAAGGAAACUGUGGUACUGAAUUUAGAAGUUGCUAAUUCUGCAAUUUCCCUUGCUCACCGAUGAGUGGUACAUCCACAGUGAACUACUUGUUAGUAAUAUCCGAACUUUAAAAAGUGAAAAAAACUACGAUGGUUAGGGAUAAAAGAUUUCCUCAGUCCUCUAGUUCCAAUGUGACUAGACACGUUAGUGCAACAAAUAAUGGACUAUUUCAAAUAAGAACUAGGAACUUCAAUGUAAAACCCUUUCAGAAUGAUUGUGAACUAGGGUUAGAGGAUGAGCAUCUGGAUUUCGAACCUGAAGGAGAGUUUCCAGACCCCCCCAGCCGCACUCAGAAUGUAUCAAAAACAUUUUUGAAUCCUAGCGAUACUACCUUGAAUGUGUGGAAGUCUACCGGCAGUUCUAACACUCCAGACUAUUUAGAAACUGAAUCGGUUUUGUCUUCGCACAGGGGGGAAUUGAUAUUAUUUAAACACAAUCAUUCUGAAGACAACAGACAUCUGGAGUAUAUCACCAUUCCAGAGGAUAGUGUCACCUCACGAACCCGGAUAGACAGCUCUAGUAGCAGUAGUAGUAGCGAUAAUGCCUUUGUUAGUCUGCAAACAUCAUCUCAAGAUUAUGAAUUAUCUUCACAAGAGGAUCUGGACUACAAGGGUGAAUACGAUGUUACGUCGGAUGACGAACAAAGGCUGUUGAGGUCUGACAGUGAAACCAGUGAUAUUGUGAAUGCACAGGGGUACAGUCCGCUACACAGUCCAUCAUAUAACUUCCACAUGAUACGAAAAAGAAAGAAGUGGGAUAGAUUUUACGCACCAUACCCUUCUCCUGUCCGCCUCUGCCUGGAAGAUAUCGGCUAUGAGGUUCCUGAUUCAGACAAGAGGAGUAUUAAAUCCGAUAAGCUUUCCAGUAGACCAGAAUCUCGUACGUCCACCCACAGUAGUUGCCGUACUUCUAAGUCUACCAGUUCUAACGAUAGCAAGCCUAAUGCUGUCGAGGUUCAACCACCUGCGAACUUUCUCCGAGUCACUUUGAAUUUGAGUCAGGGUAACCGGCAAGUGGAGCAGAAACCUACCCAAAGUGUCAGUAAGUUUGUUUUUCCUCCCGGCAGUUCGGACAACUUCAAGUUGCCUUUGCCGCCCGUCAAAAGACCUCCGACUCGAAUCAAAAGUCAAGCUGGUAGCUCAUCGGGAAAGGCCAGCAUUUUUGGUAGCAGGGCGAGUAGUACUGUUUCCUCGAAUGUGAAGAUGCUGCCCAGUAAGAAGAAGGAAGACGAUAUUUUGUCGAUUAUGGC